Castor canadensis (American beaver) is the source of this 2700-nucleotide messenger RNA. It is a transcript of the gene Acsl5, whose product is annotated as acyl-CoA synthetase long chain family member 5. Gene Ontology annotation, cellular component: endoplasmic reticulum; mitochondrion; membrane. Gene Ontology annotation, biological process: fatty acid metabolic process; positive regulation of long-chain fatty acid import across plasma membrane; long-chain fatty-acyl-CoA biosynthetic process. Gene Ontology annotation, molecular function: arachidonate-CoA ligase activity. The record is from RefSeq and is a predicted model, not a curated record. Lineage: Eukaryota; Metazoa; Chordata; Mammalia; Rodentia; Castoridae.
UCCCCAAGCAGGAGCACGUUAGAAAGCCCCGGGCCAUGGCCUGACUUGGGACAGCUCAGAGCAGGGCAGAACUGGGAACACUCUAAGCCAGGCUGCCUGCCUGCAUGGACGCUGUGAAGAAGCCACCCUGUCCCUGGCUGAACCAGGGGUGAGGAAAGAGUGACAGGGGCUGGUGUGUGCCAAGAAGAGCUUGGAGCCAGGAAGCAUUUGCUGGACAGACCGAGGCACUUGGCCCCCUCACAGGAAGAAGAAGCCUACAUGUGAUAACAAGAAGUAAAUUGGUGUUAGAAAAGAUGGAAAAGCUCUUCUCCACAGGGCUCUGCGGGAAAUAGGUGAAGGAUCUUGCAGUAGAACACAUACCUGGCUCACCUUCAUUGCACAUCAAGGUCAAGGUCUGAAUUUUCUGCUGCUACUCAGAAAGAUGCUUUUUAUCUUUAACUUCUUGUUUUCCCCACUCCCAACCCCGGCACUGAUCUGCCUCCUGACGUUUGGAACCGCCAUCUUCCUGUGGCUGAUCAACAGACCUCAGCCAGUCCUACCUCUCAUUGACUUGAACAGUCAGUCUUUGGGGAUCGAGGGAGGAGCGCGGAAGGGUGCUUCCCAGAAGAGCAAUGAACUAAUACGUUACUACUUCUCAGAUGCCAAGACAGUGUAUGAAAUUUUCCAAAGAGGACUUGCUGUUUCUGACAAUGGCCCCUGCUUGGGAUACAGAAAACCAAACCAGCCCUAUAGAUGGCUGUCCUACAAACAGGUGUCUGAUCGAGCAGAGUACCUGGGCUCCUGUCUCUUACAUAAAGGAUAUAAGCCAUCACCAGACCAAUUUGUUGGCAUUUUCGCUCAGAAUAGGCCAGAGUGGGUCAUCUCCGAGUUGGCUUGUUACACAUACUCCAUGGUAGCUGUCCCCCUGUAUGACACCUUGGGAGCAGAAGCCAUCAUAUAUAUUGUCAAUAAGGCUGAUAUUCCUGCAGUCAUCUGUGAUACAUUCCAAAAGGCAUCAGUGCUGAUAGAAAAUGUGGAAAAGGGCCUCACCCCAGGCCUGAAGAUGGUCAUCCUCAUGGACCCUUUUGAUGAUGACCUGAAGCAAAGAGGAGAGAAGUGUGGAGUUGAGGUCUUAUCCUUGGUUGAUGCUGAGACUCUAGGCAAAGAGAACUUCAGAAAACCUGUGCCUCCAAACCCGGAAGACCUGAGCAUCAUCUGUUUCACCAGUGGAACCACAGGUAACCCCAAAGGAGCUAUGAUAACCCAUCAGAAUGUUGUUUCAAAUACUGCUGCUUUUCUCAAAACUCUGGAGCAUACUUUCCAUCCCAGUACUGAAGAUGUGACCAUAUCCUACCUCCCCCUGGCUCAUAUGUUUGAGAGGGUUGUACAGGGUGUUAUGUACUCCUGUGGAGCCAGAGUUGGGUUCUUCCAAGGAGAUAUCCGGUUGCUUCCUGAUGACAUGAAGACUUUGAAACCCACAGUGUUUCCCACAGUGCCUCGACUCCUUAACAGAAUCUAUGAUAAGGUACAAAAUGAAGCCAAGACACCCUUCAAGAAGUUCUUGUUGAACUUGGCUAUUGCCAGUAAAUUCAAUGAAGUAAAAAAUGGUAUCAUCAGGCGUGACAGUUUGUGGGACAAGUUCAUAUUUUCAAAGAUCCAGGACAACCUGGGUGGAAAGAUUCGUGUCAUGAUUACUGGAGCUGCUCCCAUCUCCACCCAGGUCUUGACAUUUCUCCGGGCAGCCCUGGGAUGUUCGGUAUUUGAAGCUUAUGGUCAAACAGAAUGCACAGCUGGCUGUACAAUUACAUCACCUGGGGACUGGACGACAGGUCAUGUUGGGGCCCCCGUGGCUUGCAACUAUGUGAAGCUGGAAGAUGUGGCUGACAUGAACUACUUUGCAGUAAACAAUGAAGGAGAGAUCUGCAUCAAGGGCACUAAUGUGUUCCAAGGAUACCUAAAAGACCCCGAGAAGACACAGGAAGCCCUGGACAAGGAUGGCUGGCUUCACACUGGGGACAUUGGCCGCUGGCUUCCAAAUGGAACUCUGAAGAUCAUUGACCGGAAAAAGAACAUUUUCAAACUGGCACAAGGAGAAUACAUUGCUCCAGAGAAGAUAGAAAACAUCUAUAUCAGAAGUAGACCAGUGUCACAAGUUUUUGUACAUGGGGAGAGCUUACAGUCAUCCUUAGUAGGAGUGGUGGUUCCUGAUCCAGAAGUGCUUCCCUCAUUUGCUGGCAAGCUUGGGGUUAAGGGUUCCUUUGAAGAACUGUGCCAAAACCAAACUGUAAAGGAAGCCAUUUUAGAAGACUUGCAGAAAAUUGGGAAAGAAGGUGGCCUAAAAUCCUUUGAACAGGUUAAAAGCAUCUUUCUUCAUCCAGAACCGUUCUCGAUUGAAAAUGGGCUCUUGACGCCAACAUUGAAAGCAAAAAGAGGAGAGCUCUCCAAAUUCUUUCAGAUCCAAAUUGGCAGCCUGUAUGAGAGUAUCCAGGAGUAGGUUAAGUUUGCUGCUGAGCUGGAAGCUGUGGGGAAGGAGCUGAAACUUAUGUCCAGUGAACUUUUCCAGUAAAUGAAGCAAGCACUGAAUAAAACCCUCCUGCACUGGGAACAAAGAUCUAUGGGCAAACAUGACACCCACAACAGGCUUAUCUUCUGUGAAGGAACCUACUGAUAUGUCUCCCUGGACUCCAUUUUCUGCUGUACCAAACCCCCAGAUAGCACUUG